GUGCGAGGCCAGUGAACAAGAUGAAGAUGGCCAUGGUGAACAGCCCCAUGGUCAUGAAGGUCCUGCCCCUGGUCCCCUCUGUGAGCAACGUGGCCAUGGCCCCGGCCAGCAACAGAACCGAGGACCAAGUCAAGCACCUGCUGCUACAAGCAGACCCCAGGAAGAUGUUCCCGGAGCUGAAGGACGACCUGAUGGACAACCUGAAGAGGCUGAAGAGCACCAUGACUGAUGUGGACUGGAAGUCCUUUGAGUCUUGGAUGCACAAGUGGCUGCUGUUUGAGAUGGCCAAGAACCCCAAGCCAGAGGAGGAGCAUAAGGAGAUCCCAGCAAAGAAAGUGCUAACUAAGUGCCAGGCAGAGGCCGAUUCCUGGGGUGUGCAUCCGGGUCGGUUCCAGCCGCAGUGUGAUGAGAACGGCGACUACCUGCCCAAGCAGUGCAAUGCCUCCACGGGCUACUGCUGGUGCUCCUACAAAAACGGCACCAGGAUUGAGGGCACUGCUACCCGGGAAGAGCUGGAUUCACCCACAUCCUGCCCUCCCCCUGCAGAUGCUGCCACUGCUGCCCCUCAUACCACCCCGGAGCUGGAGGAGAUGAUGUUUUCCGGGGUGGACAUGCUCAAGGUGGAUGCAGAGAAAGUCAACUAG
Nestor notabilis (Kea) is the source of this 644-nucleotide messenger RNA. RefSeq names its product CD74 molecule, major histocompatibility complex, class II invariant chain (gene CD74). The record is from RefSeq and is a predicted model, not a curated record. Gene Ontology annotation, biological process: positive regulation of kinase activity; negative regulation of intrinsic apoptotic signaling pathway in response to DNA damage by p53 class mediator; antigen processing and presentation. Gene Ontology annotation, cellular component: cell surface; cytoplasm; membrane. NCBI's taxonomy places the organism in Eukaryota, Metazoa, Chordata, Aves, Psittaciformes, Psittacidae. The transcript has 7 exons. The annotation marks the transcript as partial. Gene Ontology annotation, molecular function: cytokine receptor activity; MHC class II protein binding; macrophage migration inhibitory factor binding.